AGUAGGGUAGCCGUUUGCGUGCUUAUUUUUACGUUUUGUUUAUUUGUGUCAAAACAAAUUAAAGGGACAAAUUAUGAGUUUGAUAGAGAGAACAUUUGAAGCGAUGGUGUUGUGAUAUUAGUUCUCGUGUAAUUUUAUUUGACUUUAUUGAAAUUAAAAAUGGGUCCAGAGGCAGUGUUUUGGACUGUUGUUUUGGGCUUGAUCUGCAUUGCGGAGGCGGGAACGAUUGGUGAUCAGUGCGACUGGACUGGCAGUGGAUUGACAUCGACCGCGGAGCGUGGUGUGACACCGGUUUACCUCCGUUGCCGGGAGGGCAGCGUGUCGUGGAUCUAUCCCCGGGGCGCACUCCGGCUACUCUUCAAGCCGCCGCUGCCGGCCGAUGAGCGCGACUUUACUGUUUGCGUCCGGGUCAUAAGACGGCCUGACCCGCCUGAUCUUUUCCAUACAUUGCGGCAAAAUAAGACAGACGUCGCAGAUCGCUUUCCAGCACGUAUCUUUGUGGAAGGUGUUCGAAGGCUGGUACCUCUGUACGCGCCCGACGAUGGUGAUGUCCGCGAGCUGCGGUGCUUCCACAGCCGACACGGACAAGCCGCGUUGUACGUCGAAGCCGAACCAGAGGAAGGAACUAAGAGACGAGUGGCAACGUUUAAAUAUGAGGCCAGGCCGCUUGUGAGGCGACACUACGACCCCGCCACAGCUGACUGCAGACCUUGCUCUGAAUCCGAAUUGGAGUUGGCAUUCUGCACAAGUGAUCUCGUGUCCCGUGGCGUGAUCGUCGGUAGCGAACAGCGGGAGGAGCUGGACGCUACCCAGCUCACGUGGCGCCUCACCAAGCUGUUGCGCGCCACCGCGUCCGCCGACAGCGCGAACAGCGCAGACAGCAUCGAUGACGCCGGAGACAUCGGCGACAUCGGCAAUAGUCUCGACGACGACCGCUACUACAGGUACGCGACGGACAGACGGCGGCGCCGCUCGCUGCUGGCGCACGUGCAGGUGUCGGCGGCGUGCGGCGCGGCGGCGGGCGCGGGCGAGUUCCUGCUGAUGGCGCGGCGGCGGCUCGGCCGGUACUCGCUCGUGUGCGCGCCGCGCCUGCACGACUGGCGCGCGCUGGUCGAGCGCCGCAACGCCGAGGGCACCGCGCACUGCUCGCUGCAGCACUGACCCUCGGCACGAGCCGCCGCCUCUGACUCGCGUGCUUCCUCACGCCGCUGAAUCGUGAUCGAGUGUGGAAAAUGUAAAUACGAAUGAGAGUAUUUGAUACGACUCAUCCAAUCAAAAUUGUAAAAAUAAAAUGUACAUAAAUAGUUGAAACGAAUUGAGCCUGCUGUGCCGCUGUCGUAGAGAAGUCGCCUACUAUUCUGGAAAGAUCGGAACAGUGUCAAUUUUGUUCAUUAUUGUCCGAACUCGUAUCGUAUGGAAAUGCCAUCAAUGCAACACAUGAUAAAACACUGUACAUAUUGUAUUUAGAAAUAAUUACUUUUUAAAAGAGAGUAAAGCUAAUUUAUAUAUAUAAAUAUAUUAUAUAGGUUUAUCAGAGCACAUCAUAAAAAAACGGCAGAUCAAAAAAACAAUAAACAAAUAUAUUUGAAUUCUUUACUGGAGAAGACGCAGAAAACAGAUAAAAUGUGUUUUGGUAACCCUAAAAUAAUAAAAUAUUUAUAUUAAUAUCUGCACAAUAUUUCAUAUAUAUAGUUUAAGGUUUUAAGUCUUUACUUGCCAUAAAGCUAUGUACACAAGAAACAUUGUAUAGUAUAGCAUUUAUUUUAUUAUUAUCGUAAAAGGUAUACCGCAAUACAUAUUUAUAAUUUAUAAGGAAAAUGUGGUCCAGAGUGCCAAAAUCUGUUAUAUUUAGAAUGUAAGGUUGAUCUCAACUGUGUACAUACGUUAAAGUUAGAUAUAAUGUUACAAAGAGAACUUUUAUCAUCUGUAUUAUAAUUACUUAUAAUGACAUAUGUCAAAAAUAAUAUUUUAUUUAAAAUAUAUUCAAUCAUUAGUCUUCCUGUAUUAAAUCUCUCAUAAUUAUAUUAAUUAAACAGCUGCAAAUACAUUGUAAUAUAAAAUAAUUACGUUAUUAAAAGUUAAUAUAUUGCGAAAUAUAUUACCGCUAAUGCGGAAAUAGAUUCCUGUUAGUGCUUCCAAGGAAGAAAAUUGUAUAAAAUAUAUUCUUAUAUACAUUUACUUAUUGUAUUUAAAUAUAGAAGAAUUAUUAACAGAUAAUAUAUAGUUAUGUACAAAUAUUGUCAACAAUAUAUAAAUUUAUUUGAUAGGUGUCGAUAUGUGAUAUAGUUUUAUGACGGAAUAUGGUGUGCCUCAAGUGUACAUGAGUGUGAAAUGUGUAUUAUGAAAGUAUAUGUUGUAAAGGUUGAUAUUAAACGCUGUUGAAUGAAAUAAAAUAGUAAUAAAAUAA
Molecule: messenger RNA, 2407 nt
Organism: Vanessa atalanta (red admiral)
Lineage: Eukaryota; Metazoa; Arthropoda; Insecta; Lepidoptera; Nymphalidae
Product: meteorin-like protein
Exons: 5
Coding region: 160-1161 (333 amino acids)
Molecular function (GO): hormone activity
Source: RefSeq, a predicted model, not a curated record